Molecule: messenger RNA, 1771 nt
Organism: Durio zibethinus
Lineage: Eukaryota; Viridiplantae; Streptophyta; Magnoliopsida; Malvales; Malvaceae
Product: vacuolar-processing enzyme-like
Biological process (GO): vacuolar protein processing
Molecular function (GO): cysteine-type endopeptidase activity
Source: RefSeq, a predicted model, not a curated record
AAGUCUUGAAUUUUGCAUAAUCAUCAAAAAUCAGAAUUUUCUUUUUUCCUAUUCUAAUUGAUCAAAGCUUAGGCCAAAUCAUGACCCGUCUCGUGGCCGGUGUGAUUCUUUUGCUAUUAACGGUGGCUGGAAUCGUCUCCGCCGGUAGAGAUGCCACUGGAGACGUCCUACGGUUACCGUCGGAAGCUUCUAGGUUCUUUCAUCGCAGCGACAAUGAUGAAGUUGAGGGCACGAGAUGGGCGGUCCUGAUUGCUGGAUCUAAUGGCUAUUGGAAUUACAGGCAUCAGGCUGAUGUUUGUCAUGCUUAUCAACUCCUAAGAAAGGGUGGUCUGACAGAGGAAAACAUCAUUGUCUUUAUGUACGAUGAUAUCGCUUACAAUGAAGAAAACCCCAGGCCUGGAAUCAUCAUUAAUAGUCCUCAUGGCGAUGAUGUUUAUAAGGGAGUUCCAAAGGAUUAUACUGGAGAAGAUGUUACUGUUAACAACUUUUUUGCUGCUAUCCUUGGAAACAAAACUGCUCUCACUGGUGGUAGCGGGAAGGUUGUGGAUAGUGGUCCCAAUGAUCAUAUCUUCAUAUACUACACUGACCAUGGUGGUGCUGGUGUGCUUGGGAUGCCUACCGUUCCUUUUCUUUAUGCUGAUGAUCUGAUUGACGUUUUAAAGAAAAAGCAUGCUUUAGGGACCUAUAAAAGCUUGGUAUUCUAUCUUGAAGCUUGUGAGUCGGGAAGUAUAUUUGAGGGUCUUCUUCCUGAGGGUUUGAAUAUCUAUGCAACCACAGCAUCAAAUGCAGAAGAGAGUAGCUGGGGAACCUAUUGUCCUGGAGAGCACCCAAGUCCUCCUCCAGAGUAUGAAACUUGCUUGGGAGACUUGUACAGUGUUGCUUGGAUGGAGGACAGUGACAUACAUAAUUUGCGGACAGAGACUUUGCACCAGCAAUAUGAACUUGUGAAAAGGAGGACUAUCAACGGCAAUUCUGCAUAUGGCUCUCAUGUCAUGCAAUAUGGUGAUGUAGGGCUUAGCAAGGACAAUCUCUUCGCAUACUUGGGUACAAAUCCUGCAAAUGAUAACUUCACAUUUGUUGAUGAGAACUCCUUGCAUCCACCUACAAAAGCUGUUAACCAGCGUGAUGCUGAUCUUGUCCAUUUCUGGGAUAAGUAUCGCAAGGCACCUGAUGGCUCUGUUAGGAAGGUUGAAGCCCAAAAGCAGUUCGUUGAAGCCAUGUCUCAUAGAAUGCAUAUAGACCACAGUAUGAAACUCAUUGGCAAGCUCUUAUUUGGAAUUGAAAGAGGCCCAGAAGUUCUAAGGACUGUUCGACCAGCUGGACAACCUCUUGUUGAUGACUGGAAAUGCCUUAAAAAAAUGGUGAGAACUUUUGAGACACAUUGUGGUUCGCUAGCCCAGUAUGGGAUGAAACACAUGCGUUCCCUUGCAAACGUGUGCAAUGCUGGAAUUCAGACUGAACAGAUGGAUGAGGCGGCAGCACAAGCUUGUGUCAGCAUUCCUACUGGUCAUUGGAGCUCUGUUCAGAAAGGAUUCACUGCAUGAAUAUAGCAGAAUGGGCAAAUAUUAAAGGCCAAAACAGAUGAUUGUUCAUGUGAUUGCUUCUGUCUACAAUUAUUUAGGAGCAGCUCUGUACUAGACUGCUUAAUUUAAGUAAACAUGCAUCAGAUGCAAGUGUGUGUAUAUGAUUCUGUCAAAAAAAGAGUCUGUAAAUGAUUGUAUGAACCUCUUCCAUAUGUGUUGAAUGGGUAAGAAAUGUUACUAUGUGAAAA